Wasmannia auropunctata (little fire ant) is the source of this 889-nucleotide messenger RNA. RefSeq lists its product as uncharacterized. The record is from RefSeq and is a predicted model, not a curated record. The coding region runs from base 1 to 327 and encodes 108 amino acids. The transcript is spliced from 2 exons. NCBI's taxonomy places the organism in Eukaryota, Metazoa, Arthropoda, Insecta, Hymenoptera, Formicidae.
AUGACGAGUUAUCAUAUUCAACCUUUACAUUUUAAGGAUAAUAUUAAUUAUUCCUACGUAAACAGGGUAACCGUAGAUGAGACAGAUCAUGUUGACUUCAUUUAUCAAUUUACAAAUAUUAAUUGUACCCAAAAGAACGAUAAUUUUAGCAUAUUUGUUAAUUAUAAAAUAACUGAGCCACCUAUCAAAUUUACAAAGUAUGAAGAUUUUAAAGAGAAAAUUUCCGGACCAUUAAAGCACGCAGCAUCUGAUAACACGCCACAAAAUAAUAUAAUGGUGGAUAGAGACAUUACAGCUUGCACCUUAACAAAAUGUAUUAGUAAGUAAUAUACGAAUAGAUAAGAUUUUGUUAAAGAUAUACUUUGUUGAGAAAAGAGAUUAUAUAUAUACUUAUAUAUAAUAAUUAUAUUUUCUAUUUUGAAGAUAUCGAAUUUUAUGAAGCGUGUUACCCCAUCAGAAUAUCCCUAUAUUGUUCGGAUAACCAUCCGGAUAACUAUCAGUUUUCCGGUGAUCACUUUAUACGAAUUUGGGCACAAAAAUCCGAUGAUCAAUGGUUUUCAGUAACGGCGAGAAUUGAGGGAACUCCAGAAACUUGGCAAAUUAAUUUGACAGAGUUUCAAAUGGAUUAUACCGUGAAUUAUGAGUUGUCGUGUCAUUUUAAAACAAAAAAAAUGAAAUUUGAAUUACUCUAUUUGCCUUAUUACUCAAUGAAUAUAGAAGUAAUACUUAUUGGAACAUCAGAAUUUAUUCUUCCUAGAAAUCCUAAGCAGAGUCUAAGAAGCCUGUUAAACAAUGUUAGUUAUCGAACUAAAUUUUAUAAAGAACCAAAUUCAGAUAUACUCCAACUUCAAGAGGACUUUAACAAGCAUUGCAUUAUUUGUAAAAGGUA